UUUGGGGACUUCAGUGUUGAUCACGUACACAAUAGCAAAUCACCCCUUGCUGGUCACACUAGUGACAGCUACCAAUCGGCCCCCCCACCAUAUACUACCUCUGCCACAUCAGAACCUGCCUGGUCUUCUGGAAACGACGCUGAAGGUAUUUGAUUCCUCCAAAGUCUCGCCACAUUUUUAAUUUACGAUUUCACGACCAGCUUCUCGAGCAGCCCGAGCAGCGUAUCUCCGCCAACCUAUGCGUGCGGAAUCAUUGGAAGAUGCGCUCGAGACGCUGCGCCAUUAUGAUACAAUUAUUAUCAUGGACGAUUCCUCGUCAAUGGCUGGUUCGUUGUGGAAGGAGGCAAAACAGGCUCUCGCAACACUCGCUGAUGUUGCGGGUCAAUAUGAUGCCAAUGGUGUUGACAUUCACUUUUUGAACCAUUACGGAAGCAUGACAGGAGUUACAGACUCUAAAACUAUCCAUGAACAAUUCGCCAACCUCCAGCCUUGCGGCCCUACCCCUAUUGGGCAUCGUCUCGAUGUAAUCCUCGGCGAUUAUUUCCAUAGCUUGGACGCUGCUAAAAGACAGGAGGAUGCUGGUGACUAUUAUGCGCGCAAGCAAAUCAAGCCCGUGAAUGUGAUUAUUAUCACUGAUGGGGCACCAACGGACGAUCCCGAGAGUGUGAUCGUCUCUUUUGCUAAGCGACUCGAUGCUGAUAAGUGGCCACUUGCACAGGUUGGGAUACAGUUCGUUCAGAUAGGGAAUUCGAGACGCGCAACCCAGUUCCUUGUAGAGUUGGAUGAUAACUUGAUACAAACACAUCAAAUACGAGAUAUUGUCGACACAACACCCUAUAUCGGCCAACUGAAUGCUGAGAUGCUAAUUAAAAUUCUCCUCGGUGGCAUCAAUCGUCGCGUGGAUACCAAGGGUGGUGCUGCGGUCAUGUAUUAGGAAGUUUUGAAUUACAAAGUGGCGAGAUAUCAUAUCUUAUGUGAAGCUUGGAUUUUGUUAUCAG
Molecule: messenger RNA, 998 nt
Organism: Suillus subaureus
Lineage: Eukaryota; Fungi; Basidiomycota; Agaricomycetes; Boletales; Suillaceae
Exons: 6
Coding region: 239-934 (231 amino acids)
Source: RefSeq, a predicted model, not a curated record